CUUUCCUUACUGCAUCUUUUAAAUUCAGUCUCUUUUCCCAAGUUAUUUUUACUUCCUAAUAAAUACCUCGCAUUAUUCUGCUUCUUCAUAAAAUGACAGAAACAAGCAUGCGAGGAAGCCAUAAUUUGGACAAUGCUUGUAACACAUCGGUCCAUAACUUCACUGGAAUCACUGCCUCAAUCGGAUAUUAUAUAAACAAAGAAAAAGGCAUGCGAGGAAGCCAUAAUAUGGACAGUGCUUGUAACACAUCAGUCCAUAACUUCACUGCCAUCAUCAGAGCCCAGAAACGGUGGCGCAUAGCAAUCUGUUCCAUCCGGUUCAUGGUCUCUCUUGGCAGAGAGGUCGUUUUCAAAAGAAAUAGCCAUAAUUCUGGGAUCUUGAAGCCCCACUUUUUCACUACCCUCGACAUUGAACCAAGCAGCUCCCACCCUGGUGAAAAUGAACGUGUGCCUUGCUCCUUUGUUCCUAACAUGAAUCAAACAGCUCUCACAGAAAUGGUGAAGGAGAAAGACUUACUAGCUCUCCGCAGCUUUGGAGGCGUACAAGGCAUUGCCACUGCUCUCAAGACAGACCCUGAGAAAGGAAUCCACAGCGAUGAUCAGGAAGUCGGCCAGCGGCGUCAAAUGUUUGGUGCAAAUACUUACCACAAGCCCCCUCCAAAAGGGUUCUUAUUUUUUGUGGUCGAUGCUUUCAAGGAUACCACCAUUUUCAUCCUGCUGGCCUGUGCUGCCCUUUCUCUUGGUUUUGGCAUCAAAGAACAUGGGGCCAAGGAAGGCUGGUACGAAGGAGGAAGCAUUUUCAUAGCUGUCUUUCUGGUGGUGGUUGUCUCUGCCCUCAGUAACUUCAGACAGGAGAGGCAGUUCGAGAAGUUAUCAAAACUGAGCAAAAAUAUCAAAGUUGAUGUUCUUAGAGACACACACCGCCUCAAAAUCUCUAUCUUCGACAUUGUAGUUGGAGAUGUUGUCUUUCUAAAUAUAGGUGAUCAGGUUCCUGCUGACGGAUUGUUUUUAGAUGGGCAUUCAUUGCAGAUAGACGAGUCUAGCAUGACAGGAGAGAGUGAUCAUGUGGAAGUAGAUUCCACUGAGAAUCCCUUCUUGUUCUCCGGAUCAAAGGUGUCGGAUGGGUAUGCUCGAAUGCUUGUUACAUCGGUGGGAAUGAACACUGCAUGGGGUGAAAUGAUGAGCUCAAUAACUGGUGAUUCCAGUGAAAUAACACCAUUACAAGCACGCCUUAACAAAUUAACCUCUUCUAUCGGAAAGAUAGGCCUUGCAGUUGCUUUACUAGUUCUUCUAGUCUUGUUAAUUCGUUAUUUUACAGGUAACACACAAGAUAAGAAUGGAAAGAGAGAGUAUUAUGCUGGCCAAACAGAUUUAGAUGAUGUGUUCAAUGCGGUCCUGCGCAUUGUUUCUGCUGCAGUCACUAUUGUGGUGGUCGCUAUCCCUGAAGGUCUGCCAUUGGCGGUCACGCUCACACUUGCUUACUCCAUGAAGAGAAUGAUGGCUGAUCAGGCAAUGGUCAGAAAACUUUCCGCUUGUGAGACAAUGGGCUCAGCAACGAUAAUCUGCACGGAUAAAACUGGCACCUUGACAUUGAAUGAGAUGAAAGUGACCAAGUUUUGGCUUGGCCAAGAAUCCAUUGAAGAAGAUUCUUCAACUGUAAUUGCACCAAAUGUUCUUACUUUAUUCCACCAAGGAGUUGGUUUGAACACAACUGGAACUAUCUAUAAACCUGCAUCAGGAUCCGAACCUGAAAUUUCUGGUAGUCCAACUGAGAAAGCAAUUCUCUCGUGGGCUGUUUCGCAAUUGGGUAUGGACACAGUAAAGCUAAAGCAAGGUUCCGCAGUUCUCCAUGUUGAAACCUUCAACUCUGAGAAGAAGCGGAGUGGGGUUGCAAUAAGGAAAAAGUCUGAUAACACUGUCCAUGUGCACUGGAAAGGUGCUGCUGAGUUAAUCCUAGCAAUGUGUUCAAGCUAUUAUGAAACUAGUGGGAUUACGAAGUCCCUCAAUAAAGAUAGGUAUAAGAUUGAGAAAAUAAUCCAAGGCAUGGGCGCUAGUAGCCUCCGAUGUAUUGCUUUCGCUCAUAAGCAAAUAUCAGAAGAAGAAAUGGGAUGCCACGAUGCUGAAAGGACUCACCGACUAAGAGAAAACGGCUUAACCUGGCUAGGGAUAGUUGGUCUCAAGGAUCCAUGCCGGCCUGGUGUUAAGAAAGCUGUGGAGACUUGCAGAAACGCUGGGGUGGAGGUCAAAAUGAUCACUGGAGACAACGUUUUUACAGCAAAAGCUAUAGCUACAGAAUGCAGUAUUCUAGAUCCCAAUCACCAAGUAAAUAGUGAAGUGGUAGAUGGUGUUGAGUUUCGAAACUACACACAUGAAGAGAGAAUGGAGAAAGUCGAGAAGAUCCGGGUGAUGGCAAGGUCAUCUCCAUUUGACAAGCUUCUGAUGGUACAAUGCUUAAAACAGAAAGGCCAUGUGGUUGCAGUCACUGGAGAUGGCACAAACGAUGCACCUGCAUUAAAAGAAGCUGAUAUAGGACUUUCCAUGGGCAUUCAAGGCACUGAAGUGGCUAAAGAAAGCUCCGAUAUCAUCAUCUUAGAUGAUAACUUCGCUUCUGUUGCCACAGUUUUAAGGUGGGGACGGUGUGUAUACAACAAUAUCCAGAAAUUCAUCCAGUUUCAAUUAACAGUGAAUGUUGCAGCUCUUGUAAUCAACUUUGUUGCAGCGGUUUCUGCUGGAGAGGUUCCGCUAACAGCAGUCCAGUUGCUGUGGGUAAAUCUCAUCAUGGACACGCUGGGAGCUCUGGCCCUUGCUACGGAGCUGCCUACUGACGAGCUUAUGCAGAGGUCUCCUGUGGGGCGAACAGAGCCUCUAAUAACAAGUAUUAUGUGGAGGAACCUCUUAGCUCAAGCCUUGUUCCAGAUAUCAGUCCUCUUGACUUUACAGUUCAAGGGUGAGUCUCUCCUCAAUGUUAGAGGGGAGGUUAAGGAUACACUUAUUUUCAAUACUUUUGUUCUCUGUCAAGUGUUUAAUGAGUUCAAUUCAAGAAGCAUGGAGAAGAAGAAUGUUUUUAAAGGACUUCAUAAGAACCGAUUAUUUAUUGGAAUUGUGGGAACUACAAUUAUUCUUCAGGUUGUAAUGGUGGAAUUUUUAAACAAGUUUGCAGAUACAGAGAGAUUGAAUGGGUUGCAGUGGGGAGUAUGCAUUGCAAUUGCAGCUGUGUCAUGGCCACUUGGUUGGGUAGUGAAGUUCAUACCUGUUUCAGAUAAACUAUUCCUCAAUUACCCUAAGAGUGCAAAAGUGAUAUUCUUGAGGAUUGUGAGGGUGUUUAACCGAAUGAAACCCUCUUCCUCUAGGCUUGGAAUUGGAUGUGGGAAAAGGUAAGGCCUUAAGCACAACAUGGGCAGAGUUUCCUGAUUUUUUUAAAUAUUUUUUGGUAAAAUUACCACCUAGAAAUCUUACCAAAACAUAUAAUAUCCUCUCUCUAAAGCCGCUUAAAAGGUGCGACAUAGCCCAUGUGUCUUCUUUGUGUCAUAAUCUUUUUACAUAGCCAGUUUGAAGCCCUAGAUUGACAACCAACACUAAACUUAGGGAGAUAAUAAAAAUAUGUAUUAAGAGAUUUGAACCUCAAACCUAUCCAUAACCGCUACUUACUACCUACAGAGUUGUGGUGGACUCUAAAUUUGGUAGUUUGUGGGGUGGGUGAAGUUCUAACGAGCCCCUUGGGAAGUAUGGGGUGGGGGGUUUAUGAAAGAACAUUAGGAGGGGUUAGGGAAGUUCUCUAGUCAUACCAAAUUUGAGGUGGGAGAUGACUCCAAGGUUAGUUUCUGGCAUGAUUUGUGGUGUGGGGAUAAGGCCCUUAAGGAAGGCUUUCUAGAGUUAUAUAGCAGGGCUCACUUGGAGAUUUCGAGUGGCACCAAUCAAUGGAAUGUAAGCUUUGUUGGAGCAACUCAUGAUUAGAAUGUGGAUGUCUUUGUUUCGUUCUUCAAGGUAUUGUAUUUAGUUAGAGUGGGACAAGAAGGUGAAGACAAAAAUUGGCGGGUUCCCUCAAAAAGAUGGUUGUUUGCUGUUAGAUCCUUCUGCAGUGUCUUGGUUUGGAAUGAGGGCUCUUAGUUCCAUUGGAAGAAUGUUUGGCGGAUUAAGUUUCUUUUGAGGGUGGUCUUUUUCGCUUGGUCAGCUGCCCUAUGUAAGAUCCUUACCACAGACAAUCUGUGGAAACCAACAUGUCAUCGUGGUUGACAGGUGUUGUAUGUGUAAAGAAAUGGAGAGUUCGUGGACCAUCUUCUUCUCCAUUGUGAGGUUGCCGAGGCCUUGGAUGUUUUCUUCAGUCGUUUUGGGUUCUCUUGGGUUAUGCCGAGACGAGUAGUCAACUUAUAUGCGUGUUGGUGAAUUGCUGGUAGCACUCGGAGUGAUGCUGUGUAGAAGAUGGUGCCUUUGUGUCUGUUGUGGUGUCUAAGGAGGAAAAUAAAUUAUAGAAGUUCUGAAGAUUGUACGAGGAUGUUGGUUGGUCAUUAGUUAUCAUGAUUUCAUUGUAUGUACAUGCUUUUAUUGAAAAGAAAAAAAAGGCAUGGUGGAAUACUCUUCAGUUGGUUCCAUAAUCAUCAUGUAGGAACUAUUGUUGGCUCAUGAUCCAGCAUUUUUGUGCUCUUUAUAUUGUUCUAGAGUUGGGUGUGUGCCUCUCUUCUGGAAAAAGGGAAGGGAAAGAAAGAAGUGGGAUUCUCUGUCGAAACACCUUAUCAAUUUUCAGACUCAAAUCCAGGGCUUGACUGAGUUUCUUAAGUUUAUAUGUACGUGUAGUUACAAUUUUUCUCCUAAGAUUGUUCUCAUUAACCAUAUAAAAGCUGUAUCCCUGUAACAUUUAUAGAAGUAGAAUUCAAGAUGUCAUU
Molecule: messenger RNA, 4879 nt
Organism: Alnus glutinosa
Lineage: Eukaryota; Viridiplantae; Streptophyta; Magnoliopsida; Fagales; Betulaceae
Product: calcium-transporting ATPase 12, plasma membrane-type-like
Exons: 2
Coding region: 93-3377 (1094 amino acids)
Biological process (GO): calcium ion transmembrane transport
Cellular component (GO): membrane; intracellular membrane-bounded organelle
Molecular function (GO): ATP hydrolysis activity; ATP binding; P-type calcium transporter activity
Source: RefSeq, a predicted model, not a curated record